Papaver somniferum (opium poppy) is the source of this 1286-nucleotide messenger RNA. RefSeq names its product N-carbamoylputrescine amidase. Lineage: Eukaryota; Viridiplantae; Streptophyta; Magnoliopsida; Ranunculales; Papaveraceae. Bases 76 to 975 code for a protein of 299 amino acids. The record is from RefSeq and is a predicted model, not a curated record. The transcript is spliced from 9 exons. Gene Ontology annotation, molecular function: N-carbamoylputrescine amidase activity.
AGAAUCUUUGCUAGUGUGUGUGUGCAAUAGUGGAGUGGAUACUGCGAUUGCGAGAGAGAAAAAAGAGAGACGAAAAUGGACGGAAGCAGAAUGGUGACGGUCUCAGCUCUGCAAUUCGCUUGCUCAGAUGAUAUCAACACUAACGUCGAUAAAGCUGAAAGAUUGGUUAGGGAUGCUCACAAAAAGGGUGCAAACAUCAUUCUUAUCCAGGAAUUAUUCGAAGGAUAUUAUUUCUGUCAAGCGCAGAGGGAAGAUUUCUUUCUACGAGCAAAGCCUUAUAAAGGGCACCCUACAAUCAUAAGGAUGCAAAAGCUUGCGAAGGAGUUGGGAGUGGUGAUUCCUGUAAGCUUUUUUGAGGAGGCUAACAAUGCCCAUUACAAUUCAAUUGCUAUUAUUGAUGCUGAUGGCACAGAUCUUGGAUUGUAUAGGAAGUCCCAUAUCCCUGAUGGACCAGGUUACCAAGAAAAGUUCUACUUCAAUCCUGGUGACACUGGCUUUAAGGUCUUUCAAACUAAGUUUGCGAAAAUUGGAGUUGCUAUUUGCUGGGAUCAGUGGUUUCCUGAGGCUGCACGAGCUAUGGUUCUUCAAGGCGCGGAGAUAUUGUUCUACCCUACCGCUAUUGGUUCUGAACCACAAGAUCAAGGACUUGAUUCCUCUGAUCAUUGGAAACGAGUAAUGCAAGGGCACGCUGGGGCUAAUGUGGUGCCUUUGGUAGCCUGUAACCGCAUUGGAAAGGAGAUAAUAAAGACAGAACAUGGAGACAGUGCAAUCACGUUUUAUGGAAACUCAUUCAUAGCAGGACCCACUGGAGAAAUUGUUGCUAGUGCCAAUGCCGUUGAUGAAGACAUUCUUGUGGCAGAAUUUGAUCUCGAUAAGAUCAAAUUGAAGAGACAAAGUUGGGGAGUCUUUCGGGAUCGCCGUCCAGAGCUUUACAAAGUGCUUCUAACAUUAGAUGGUCAGAUCCCCCCAUCCUGAUUUCAUCAUUCUAUUGUACACCUAGACCUACUCCCAGCGGCAGAAGGUAAACAACCAAGAUUUAUAUUUAUGGAGAACUCGAAGAGAGCUGCAUUAACAUAACGUAUGGUGACAUUUACUCAUCAUGCCUUCUUGUCAUGUAAUCUAGUAUCUUUCAUCUAUCUCAGAAUAAGUUCAGAAACAGGAGAGAGCAAUACCGGGAUAUUGUUUUGUUCACCCAUGCAUGCCUCUUCAUUAUGUAAUAUGACACUUUCCUUCAAAUAUAGAAAUAAGUUCUGAUAUGCAUCAGUACAGAUGCAGUCUAUCCAACA